Sinocyclocheilus rhinocerous is the source of this 2152-nucleotide messenger RNA. Its product is annotated as zinc finger protein 2-like. Gene Ontology annotation, biological process: regulation of transcription by RNA polymerase II. Bases 93 to 2039 code for a protein of 648 amino acids. NCBI's taxonomy places the organism in Eukaryota, Metazoa, Chordata, Actinopteri, Cypriniformes, Cyprinidae. The transcript has 5 exons. The record is from RefSeq and is a predicted model, not a curated record. Gene Ontology annotation, molecular function: DNA-binding transcription factor activity, RNA polymerase II-specific; RNA polymerase II transcription regulatory region sequence-specific DNA binding. Gene Ontology annotation, cellular component: nucleus.
ACGUUUUGUUUAUUUUCUUCUCAAUCUGGCAGUACCAGCUGUUAAACACAAGUUGAGUUGAUUUUGCUGCAUUUCUCUUAACUGUGGUCACUAUGGCCCGGUUUGAGCUUUUUCAGAGUCAAGCCACUCUGAUCAUGUCAGUCCUGACGGACACUGCUAAUCACGAGAUCCGAAAGGCUUUUACAUGCAGCUCCGAUGAAUCCAGUCUCACUAUCAAACCGAACAAUACUCAGAUUCAGAUGCUUAAUUCCAUAAUGGAGAGGUUUGCCAAAGAAGCAGUGCAGAAGAUUUGCAGUCUCUUCAGAUACUGUUCAUCCAGUGCACCAGUUCCAGCACAACUAUGUUUGAAUGGUCGAGACGACCCGAGGAAGACUUCAUCUCAGUUGGGACGUGAUCUCAGUGGAGCAACAUAUAUCCAUAACCAAGAGUUUCAGGUAGAUUCUGUAUCUCUCUCUGUGAGUCCUCUGAAGGAGCCAGCAACAACAUCUCACCAGCAACCUUCAAGCACUGAGCCUGCACAGGAAAGUAAUGUAAGCAAAUGUCUUAUGAUGGAGGACAGAGGAGAGGAAACCAUCCAGACAAUAUUCAUCAGUGACGCUGAUGACAGGGGUUGGUCUGAAGAUCAGGAAGGUGUGUUGCAGACAUCAACCAAUCAACCUAAAGUUCCACAAGCGAAAGAGUCUUUUGAAUGUGAGCAGUGCGGAAAGGCCUUUCCAAAGAUGUUUUCUCUCGUGCAGCACAAACGUGUGCAUUCAAUCGUGAGGCCUCACAGUUGUGAAAAGUGCGGGAAGAAAUUCACACUGCUGAGAGCGCUAGAGACUCACCUUCGCAAACACUCGCAGAAGUUCGAGAAGAAGAAAUUUCCCUGCGCUACUUGCGGAAAGAGCUUCAGAGAUCUUGCAGCGCACGAACUGGUUCACGCCGACGUCAAACCGUUUACCUGUGAAAUAUGCGGACAGGGAUUCACAAUCAAAAGAAGCUUAUACAUGCACCAGAGGGUGCACACGGGCGAAAAACCGUACCGAUGCGACACCUGUGGAAAGUGUUUCUCCCUGAUUGGCACAUUGAACUACCACAAGAGAAUUCAUUCAAACGACAGGCCGAUAAAAUGCAGCCACUGCAAUAAGAGCUUCAAAUACCAUAAACUUUUAAAACACCACCUCCGCGUGCACACGGGCGAGAGGCCACACACGUGCGACAUCUGUGGGAAAAGUUUUGCACUUUCCGGGACUCUAAAACGCCACAUCCUCGUUCACACCGGCGACAAGCCGUACGUCUGCGAGGUGUGCGGCAGAAGAUUCAACCAGAGAAGCACUCUGAAAGGCCACAUGCGAGUUCACGGAGAAAAGCGAUUUAUGUGUGAAAUGUGCGGGAAAACAUUCCAGUAUAAUUACGUCCUGAGGAACCACAUUCUAACACAUAAUCAGAUUGGAAAUCCGGGAGAUAAGAGUAACGCUCAGCGCUGCGACGUGUGUGGGAAGUUCCUGAGCUCUGCCUACGCGUUAAAAGCUCACUUGCAAUUGCAUUCGGACAACAGCAAACCUCAUACGUGCACGUUAUGCGACAGAAGGUACAGCAGCGUGCAUUCCCUCCGGAUGCAUGAGCAGCUUCACACGGGAGAGAAACCUUUCAAGUGCGAGAUCUGUGGUAAGGACUUUUCUCUGAGGGCUUCGUAUAAAACCCAUAUGUUUCUGCAUUCAGGAGAAAGACCUCACAAAUGCGUAUUGUGUGGAAAAAGAUUCAAGCUGUCGAGCUCUCUGAAGAUGCAUAUACGCACUCAUACCGGUGAAAGACCUCAUAAGUGUGAAACGUGUGGGAAGGCGUUUCAUUUAUCGGCCAAUUUGAAAAGACACAGGCUCGUGCACACCGGGGAAAAGCCGUUUACCUGUGACAUUUGUUUGAAGAGUUUCACACAGCCCAACAAUUUGAAGGCACACAUGCACAUUCACACUGGUAAAAAGCCGUACACAUGCACUAAGUGUUGGAAAAGUUUUGCCUAUCAGAGAAAUUGCAAAGAUCACAAAUGUGCUCCACUUUGAGAGAUUUCAGACUGCUGAACUAAUGUCUACCAACAGGUGCUUGAAUUUCAUGUAGGAUUGUAAAUAAUUUUGUGAAAGUUACAUGAAAUGCUUGACUGUAUUUAUUUAUUUAU